AUGUCUCCAUUUUUCUCUUUAUUUUUAUUUUUAUUAUUUUGUCUAUCUAAUAAUGAAACAGCUAAAAUUCUUUUUACUUUUUAUCAUGAUCGAGGUAGCCAUUUUGGAUCAAUGCUGCCUUUGAUGGAAAAAUUAGCCUCUAAUGGUCAUUCAGUUUUUGUUUUGGAUACUAUAUUUUCAACAAAUAAAUCGAAAUUAAUUAAUUAUCAUCGAGCACAAUUGCCACAGGACGAUGAAGGGGAAGAAGCUAAAAAGGCUUUUGCUGAUUUCUUUUGGUAUGAAACAGAUUCUUCUGUUACUCUUGAUGAAUUUUUUGAACAUGGAGACAAUAAAAUUGGAAUAUUAAUGAUUAACCACACAGAAAAGGCAAAAAUAAUAUUAAAAAUAUUUUGA
Meloidogyne enterolobii is the source of this 393-nucleotide messenger RNA. NCBI's taxonomy places the organism in Eukaryota, Metazoa, Nematoda, Chromadorea, Rhabditida, Meloidogynidae. The record is from the annotation of a GenBank genome assembly.